Messenger RNA from Trematomus bernacchii (emerald rockcod), 1453 nucleotides. RefSeq names its product NACHT, LRR and PYD domains-containing protein 12-like. Bases 59 to 1030 code for a protein of 323 amino acids. The transcript has 3 exons. Gene Ontology annotation, molecular function: protein binding. The record is from RefSeq and is a predicted model, not a curated record. Lineage: Eukaryota; Metazoa; Chordata; Actinopteri; Perciformes; Nototheniidae.
GAAAACAGUCUACUGCUUUGUUCAUCUGAGCAUUCAGGAGUUUCUGGCUGCAGUGUACAUGUUCCACUGUUACACCAACAGAGACACAGCGGUACUGAAGGACUUCCUGAAGAGAGACUGGGACUAUGAGAACAGUAACAGCAGUGAUCAGGAGUACCCAUCCCUGGAUUUCUUCCUAAAAGGAGCCAUGGCGAAAUCCCUCAGAAGUGAAAAUGGCCACCUGGACCUGUUUGUCCGCUUUCUCCACGGCCUCUCUCUGGAGUCCAACCAGAGACUGUUAGGAGGCCUGCUGGGUCGCACAGACAAGCGUCCAAAAAUCAUCCAGAGACUCUUCAAAGGCCAGCUGGGUCGCACAAACCAUCCAGAAAUCAUCCAGAGAGCCAUCAACAACCUGAAGGAGAUGAACAGUGAUAAUAUCUCUCCUGACAGGACCAUCAACAUCUUCCACUGUCUGACAGAGAUGAAGGACCACUCAGUACAUCAGGAGAUCACAGAGUUCCUGAAGUCAGAGAACAGAUCAGAGAGACUCUCUGAGAUCCACUGCUCUGCACUGGCCUACAUGCUGCAGAUGUCAGAGGAGGUUCUGGAUGAGUUGGACCUGGAGAAGUACAACACAUCAGCUGAGGGAAAACAGAGACUGAUUCCAGCUGUGAGGAACUGCAGGAAGGCCAAACUUAUCAGCUGUGGACUCUCAGAGACUCACUAUGAAGUCGUGGCCUCAGCUCUGAAGUCUGACCCCUCCCAUCUGAGAGAUCUGAACCUGAGUGGCAGCACUCUGGAGGCUUCAGGAGUGGAGCUGCUGAGCUCUGGACUAAAGAGUCCAAACUGCAGACUGGAGACUCUCAGACUGGAGCUUUGCAGGUUGUCAGAGAUCAGCUGUUCUGCUCUGGCCUCAGCUCUGAAGUCCAACAUCCAUCUGAGGUAUCUGGACCUGGGUUACAACGCUCUGAAGGAUUCAGGAGUGAAGCUGCUGAGAGAUCUUCUGGAGAGUCCAGACUGCAGACUGCAGACUCUCAGGUCAGUUCACUGACUCUCUGUUACUGCUGGAGAUCUCAUGUUUCAUUAGUUAUUCAACCUGAUUCUUCUACAUAAUUAACUUACAUCCAUUAAGUUGUAAAUGUUGUUUUAUUCAUACUUUCAUUUGUAGGUACUAAAGUAAGAACUGCAGAGAUACAUGUUGACUGAUUCUUAAAGGAACUGUAAUAGAUGUUAGUUGUAAAAAGUAAAUCUAUGUUUUUAAUAUUUAGUAAACGAUAACUUCUGAAUAAAGUUCAUCUGAAGUCAUAUUAGUUUUACAGGAUAAAGUUGACUUUCUGAAGAAGACAUAUGUUUUUGUUCCCAUUCAUUUCAAUGUUGAGUAACACAUCUGAUUAUAAACAGAUUGUUAUCCUCAUCAUGUUUUCUUUAUUCAGUCUGAGGCACUGCAGUUUGUCAGAGAUCAGCUGUUCUGCUC